AUGUCGCAGAAAUCCAGGGCCACACCGUCCUUCCAGUCAAUCCAAUCAUUGCCUGGCGAUUUUAGGUUCUCAGGCUCACCCGCUUCUGAUCGAUUUGGGGAUGACGAUAAUGUGAGGAAUAGUAAUAUCAUCUCCUCCAGUAUUCCAGAAAAUGGUGAAUCAAAGGAUAGCAUUGCUGACAUGGACCAAGUAAUUGAUGAUUCACCAUACGGUGGUAACACUAUCUCCACUGAAGACAGGCAGUCAAGUGGUGAUGAAGACCUGGAUUCUGUCACUCCACCUAUACCUUCAAUAUCUUCAUUUCGUACAGAACGUCGGUGGGGUGACACCACCUCUUAUGCUGGGAAGAAGAAGCUACAAUAUUGGUACCAACUUCCAAAUGGGAAUUGGGAACUGGGGAAAGUAUUGUCAGCUUCAGUCACUGAAACUGUUAUCUCACUGCCUAACGAGGAGGUUAUGAAGGUAAAAACCGAAGAUUUGGUUCCAGCAAAUCCUGAUAUCCUUGAUGGUGUGGAUGAUCUCAUGCAACUUAGUUACUUAAAUGAACCAUCAGUGCUGUACAAUCUUCAGUAUAGAUACAUUCGAGAUAUGAUUUAUACAAAAGCAGGGCCAGUGUUGGUCGCUAUCAACCCCUUUAAGAAAGUGCCUUUAUAUGGGAAUGAAUACAUUGAAGCAUAUAAGCGUAAAGCUGUUGACAAUCCACAUGUAUAUGCCAUUACAGACACAGCCAUCCGAGAAAUGGUUCGAGAUGAGGUAAAUCAAUCGAUAAUUAUAAGUGGGGAAAGUGGAGCAGGAAAAACUGAAACUGCAAAGAUAGCAAUGCAAUAUUUGGCCGCACUUGGAGGUGGAAGUGGAAUAGAACAUGAAAUAUUGAAAACUAAUCCGAUACUAGAAGCCUUUGGCAAUGCGAAAACAUUAAGAAAUGACAACUCAAGUCGCUUUGGAAAGUUGAUUGAAAUCCACUUUAGUGAAACUGGAAAGAUAUCUGGUGCCAACAUUCAAACUUUUUUGCUCGAAAAGUCUAGAGUUGUCCAAUGCACUGAGGGAGAAAGGUCAUAUCAUAUAUUUUAUCAGCUGUGUGCUGGAGCUCCACCUGCUCUUAGAGAGAUCCUGAACUUGAAGAGUGCAGAUGAGUACAAAUAUCUACAGCAAAGUGAUUGUUAUUCCAUUACUGGAGUUAAUGAUGCCGAAGAAUUUCGUGUGGUCAAGGAAGCUCUAGAUGUUGUCCAUAUUAACGAGGAAGACCAACAAAGUGUAUUUGCAAUGCUUGCUGCAGUCUUGUGGCUGGGAAACAUCUCAUUUAGUGUGAUUGAUAAUGAAAAUCAUGUGGAAGCUGUGGCAGAUGAAGGUCUGUUUACUGUUGCUAAACUGGUUGGAUGUAGCCUGGAGGAACUUAAGCUUGCUUUAUCAACUCGCAAAAUGCGUGUUGGUAAUGACAAUAUUGUCCAAAAGCUAACACUAUCACAGGCUGUCGAUACAAGAGAUGCUUUGGCAAAGUCGAUCUAUGCAUGUUUGUUUGAGUGGUUGGUUGAACAAAUUAACAAAUCACUUGCAGUAGGAAAGCGGCGUACCGGCAGAUCUAUUAGCAUUCUCGAUAUCUAUGGUUUUGAAUCCUUUGAUAGAAAUAGUUUUGAACAAUUCUGCAUUAAUUAUGCAAACGAGAGACUGCAGCAACACUUCAAUCGCCACUUGUUCAAACUAGAGCAGGAGGAAUAUAUCCAGGAUGGCAUUGAUUGGACAAGAGUUGAAUUUGAAGACAACCAGGAUUGCCUUGGUCUUUUUGAAAAGAGACCGUUGGGAUUAUUGUCCCUCUUAGAUGAAGAGUCCACUUUCCCAAAUGGUAGUGAUUUGACCUUUGCCCACAAACUUAAGCAACAUCUGAAUUCUAAUUCUUCAUUUAGAGGAGGACGAGACAAAGCCUUUACUGUCAGUCAUUAUGCUGGAGAGGUUACGUAUGACACAACAGGUUUUUUGGAAAAGAAUAGAGACUUGCUGCAUUUGGAUUCCAUUGAGCUUCUUUCCUCAUGCUCAUGCCACCUUCCUCAGAUAUUUGCAUCUAGUAUGCUCAGAUCAGAUCGAUCUGAGAAGCCUGUAGUUGGCCCCUUGCAUAAAUUAGGUGGUGCAGACUCCCAGAAGCUGAGUGUUGCAACAAAAUUCAAGGGUCAAUUGUUCUUACUGAUGAAACGUCUUGAAAACACCACUCCACAUUUCAUACGUUGUAUCAAGCCCAACAAUAGUCAAUCUCCUGGAAUAUAUGAGCAAGGACUUGUCCUGCAGCAACUAAGAUGUUGUGGAGUCCUUGAAGUGGUUCGAAUAUCGAGAUCUGGCUUUCCUACCAGGAUGUCUCACCAGAAGUUUGCAAGAAGAUAUGGUUUUCUUCUGCUGGAGAAUGUUGCAUCACAAGAGCCACUUAGUGUUUCAGUUGCUAUUCUUCAUCAGUUCAAUAUAUUACCAGAGAUGUAUCAAGUGGGCUAUACAAAAUUGUUUUUCCGUACUGGGCAGAUUGGGGUGCUCGAGGAUACCAGAAACCGUACACUCCAUGGUAUUUUACGCGUUCAAAGCUGCUUUAGAGGACACCAAGCUCGAUGUUACCUUAAGGAGCUGAGAAGAGGAAUCACCACGCUUCAGUCCUUUGUAAGGGGAGAGAAAAUGAGAAAGGAGUAUGCAGUCUUACUACAGAGGCAUAGAGCUGCUGUAUUCAUUCAAAAGCUGAUGAAAAGCAGGAUUGCAAGGCAGAAAUUCAAGAACAUUUGUGAUGCAUCAAUUGUGAUACAAUCAGUUUAUCGUGGGUGGUUUGUCAGAAGAUGCUCAGGAGGUAUAGGAUUAACGAAAUCUGGGAGCACAAAGGCUAACGAGUCAGAUGAGGUGCUGGUCAAAUCAUCGUUUCUUGCUGAAUUACAACGUCGUGUUCUUAAGGCUGAAGCUGCCUUGAGAGAGAAGGAAGAAGAGAAUGACAUUCUCCACCAACGCCUCCAACAGUAUGAGAACCGCUGGUCCGAAUAUGAGCUGAAAAUGAAAUCCAUGGAAGAAGUAUGGCAGAAACAAAUGAGAUCCCUACAAUCCAGCCUCUCAAUUGCCAAGAAGAGCCUUGCCAUUGAUGAUUCUGAGAGAAACUCUGAUGCAUCGGUCAAUGCAAGUGAUGAUCGCGACUACAGUUGGGAUACAGGAAGCAACCAUAGAGGCCAAGAUAGCAAUGGGGGGAGACCCAUGAGUGCUGGUUUGAGUGUUAUAAGCCGGUUGACUGAAGAAUUUGACCAGAGGAGUCAAGUAUUUGCUGAUGACGCCAAGUUCUUGGUGGAGGUAAAAUCCGGUCAAGUUGAAGCAAGUCUGAAUCCAGAUAGAGAGCUUAGAAGGUUGAAGCAGAUGUUUGAGGCUUGGAAGAAGGAUUAUGGGGCAAGACUUCGGGAGACAAAGGUGGUAUUGACUAAGCUUGGAAAUGAAGAGGGUAACAUUGAUAGGGCAAAAAAGAAGUGGUGGGGAAGGAGGAACAGCUCGAGGAUAAAUUAAAUUUAUGUCUUCUGAGUUAUUGGAAGAAAUUGAUGAUGAAGGAAGAAUAGGUCGAGAGAGAGGAUCAAGAUCCAUGUCAUAUAGAAGUAUCGUUUUAUUUAGUUGGGGCUAGUUGUCUUGUGGUUUUUGCUAGCCCCUUUCAUAGUAGGUCAAGGAGUUGCAGAGAAUUUGUGACGGAAUUUUGUUGUUGCAAGCUAUUUCGUGCCCUGCAGAGCUAGUGGUGUAAGCGAUUCCAAUAUGUACAUCUUUUUUAUUCUUAGUGCAAUGGAAGCUUUACGUUAA
Molecule: messenger RNA, 3789 nt
Organism: Fragaria vesca subsp. vesca
Lineage: Eukaryota; Viridiplantae; Streptophyta; Magnoliopsida; Rosales; Rosaceae
Product: unconventional myosin-Va-like
Exons: 23
Coding region: 1-3507 (1168 amino acids)
Biological process (GO): actin filament organization; vesicle transport along actin filament
Cellular component (GO): actin cytoskeleton; cytoplasm; myosin complex
Molecular function (GO): ATP binding; actin filament binding; microfilament motor activity
Source: RefSeq, a predicted model, not a curated record